CUUGCUCUGUCUCCCAGGCGGGAGUGCAAUGGCGCGAUCUCGGCUCACUGCAAGCUCCGCCUCCCGGGUUCAUGCCAUUCUCCUGCCUCAGCCUCCCGAGUAGCUGGGACUACAGGCGCCUGCCAACACGUCCGGCUAAUUUUUUGUAUUUUUAGUAGAGAUGGGGUUUCACUGUGUUAGCCAGGAUGGUCUCGAUCUCCUGACCUCGUGAUCUGCCCGCCUCGGCCUCCCAAAGUGCUGGGAUUACAGGCUUGAGCCACCGCGCCCGGCCUUUUUUAAAAGUUAAGUGAAAUAAUGAAAGUAAGGCCUUUAGCAUUGUCCUUGGCAUUUGCAUUAAGUGUUCCAUUAAUUGUGCUAUUAAACCAGUUAUGACCCUGAAAAAUGAGGGACUUGGGCAGUCAAUUGGUGUUUUUCCAGUAUCAACAAUGAGGUUUAUAUAAAUUGAUAUCAAGGUAUAUAUAACAAGGACAACAAAGGUAGGAGAAACAUUUUUUGGGUUCUUGUAUGUCAUAAUUGGUCAUUUCUAUUGUUGAAAUCUUUACAGAAGUCAUGAAGUCUUGGCAUCUCGAUUUUACAGGAAACAAGUGUAGAAUGAUUGUAUAAUUUAACUGUAGUCAUAAUGAGCUGGGUUCAAAUCUGUUCCAAUGCUUCCUACAACAUAAUCCUAUUGGAACCCAGGACUGUGAUAUCACCUUCAAGUUGUGUUUUUGUUUUUGUUUUUUUUAGAUGGACUCUAGCACUGUUGUCUGGGCUGGAGUGCAGUGGCGCAAUCUCGGCUCACUGCAGCUUCCUCCUCCCGGGUUCAAGCAAUUCUGCGUCAGCCUCCCGAGUAGCUGGGAUCACAGGCGCCCGCCACCACACCCGACCAGGAAAUAAGCACAGAAUAAGUCAUUAUAUGCAACCAGCGUCCAAGUCCUGGUAGUCAAGGGAAGAGAGUGAUUCAAGAAUGAGGGAAUAAUCAAUGCAGCAAUGAAAAUUGAAGGUCAAGUUUCAUAAGAGCUGAAAAUCCCCACUGGAUUUGGCACUUGGAUCCCUGGUGAGUUUAAGUGCAAUUUUAAUUAAAAGCUGUGUGCAGGCCAGAUUAAGAUGUUUUUAGGAAAGUAUGGGAAGUGAGAAAAGAGUCCAUAUUACUCUUGAAAGUUUGUAAAGGGAAGCAGAAACUUCAUGGUACAGGGCAGUGGAGCUCUAGAGUCAGGUCUGAAUUUUAAUUCUGGUUCUGCCAUUUGUGUGUGAUGCUGAGUGAACUGUGCUAAACGUCCAAGGAAACCUUUGUUUCCUCAUCCAGAAAAUGGGACUAAUACCUACUUUGUAGGUUUGGUGUGAAGAUUAAAUGAGACUAAUGUGUGUGAAGUCCCUGGGGUACAGUAGGUACUGUAUAAAAUGAAAUUAAGGUUGUGGAGGGUUUGUUUUUAAAGGUGAGAAUGUUCCUAGGUUAAGAAGAAGCUACAGCCUAGAGAGGCUGACAAUAAAAAGGGUCUAUACUGAGAAGAAUGGGGUGGUCUGUGGUUUCACAGCUAGUGAAACCGGCUGUGUCUGGUGCUCACUCCACUCUGCAAGUCAGAGGCAAGAGAAGUCAGCCCCAGAGUUUCUAUUUGGAGGAGCUUAGAAACAAUCUUAGAAAGUGGGUGCUAAGGCAGAUUUCUCUAAGCAUGCCUACCAAGCACACUGCCUGCCUGUCUGGGGUGUGGGAUUGGUGGUGGAUUGGAAGCGAACUAAUGGAGAUUGUGGGUACGCUCAAGCCCUUCGGAGGGCUCUCUGGCAACUCCAGAGCCCUCUAGAUUUUCUUCUCACAUGCUUUCGUAACUGUCUCUUUUCGAGGGUUUUUCUCUGCGCAGGUCUUCGCGCGGGACCUCAAACUGCGUGCCCGCCUCCCUUCCCCCAGCACUAAAGACAAACCUGGCGGGUCCUCCGGCGCGCUUCCCGGCGCGCGCGCUCGGGAGCCCACGGGCCACAUCCGCCUCCUAGCAACCGGACGUCAGGUUCAGCCUAGAGAGAGAGGAGGCCACCAUGGACCAGCCAGCCGUCGCCACCGCCUCCACCACAAUAAGGGAAGACCUGGUGCGUGGAGAAUCAUUCAUCACAGCCUCGAAACCAGCCCGAAAGACUUCCUCUUUUGAAAGAGAAGGAUGGUGGAGAAUAGCAUUAACAUCAGUUCAGCUUUCUCCGGGGCAAUACGACGUGCUUCCUGCACCAGUUCCCAAAUAUGCUUCCAGGAGCUGUGUAUUUCGCUCAACAGUUCAAAGAUUCCCAACAACCUAUUUUAUUCCUAUCUACCCCCACCCCCACCUCACAGGUGCCCGAUGCCUUAAAUUCCCCAGCUUUCCUUGUGUUCUGUGGAGCAAAUCAGCUCGCUGCUCCUUGGCAAGUCCUCUGCAAGGAUUUAGGCUUCUGCCUUCUCUACACUGUCAGAGAUGGGAUUUCACCAUGUUGGCCAGGCUGGUCUCGAACUUCGGACCUCAAGUGAUCUGCCCACCUCAGCCUUCCAAAGUGCUGGGAUUACAGCAUGAAGGCCCUGGUCCAGGUCAUUAUAAUGUGAAAAUACCUCCAACAAGCUCUAUCACUUCUUGUUUUCAAUCCAGAGUCCCUCGAUUCUUGCCCAGCUGUUCAAAAACCCCAGGCCCAGGAGCAUAUACAACUUUAAGACAAUUCCCUAAGCAGUCUCCGACCGUAGCCAAAAUGGGCCGAGAACAUAGCCUUUUCUUCAAUAACACAAUUGGCUUUUAAAAUAAAGCGAUCUUGGCACCAA
Messenger RNA from Symphalangus syndactylus (siamang), 2746 nucleotides. RefSeq names its product sperm-tail PG-rich repeat containing 4 (gene STPG4). Gene Ontology annotation, biological process: epigenetic programing of male pronucleus. Gene Ontology annotation, molecular function: histone binding; chromatin binding. Gene Ontology annotation, cellular component: germinal vesicle; male pronucleus; female pronucleus. Lineage: Eukaryota; Metazoa; Chordata; Mammalia; Primates; Hylobatidae. The record is from RefSeq and is a predicted model, not a curated record.